CAAGACAACAAGCCAGCCUUAGCUUCCAAAUAGCACUUGUACAACAGGGAUCACCACCUCUCCCUGCUGCUGCCCCUAGCUACCUAGCUAGGGUUUCCAGCUUUAUUUCCUCAUGCAUAAAAACCGCCCCCCCCCUCUCUUCCGUUCAAUUCUCUCAUGCUGAUAUCCUAAUAUUGUCUUGCUGGCUACAUCCAUCCAUCCAUCUCUGACACACACACAUCCAUCGAUCCUUACGAGCUAAGCAACUAGAUCGACCUCUCUUCUCCUUUGCCCUCCCAUAUGUUUCACAUCCAAUAUAUAUAAUGCAAGCCCUCCACUAAGACCCAAAAAAACAAAGGAGAACAAACCCCAUUCUCCUUUAAUUUUAUUCCACUCGCUUUCGCUCUCCCGGCGAUCCCAUCUCUUUCUUCAUUCCCUGGCUGGCUAGCUUUCUCCUCCUCCUCCUCUUCCUCUCCUGGCCCCUUCUCUCUUCUUCGUCCCCGCUUCGCCGUCAUUCCAGUCCAGCUGCGUCUGCGUGGAGAGAGAGCGAGCUCCGUCCUGCCCCCGGCCGGGUAGUGGAUGUUAUUCUCCGAUCCACCUUUAUUAUCUCCCCAUCCUUGCAUGAUCCCCUAAAGCGCCUAUAUACCCUUAUCUCGCAAAGAAGCGAGGAGGAACAAACAAACCCAGAAAAGGCAAGAGAAGCUAGCUCUCCCAAGUAGCAAAAGAUCAAAAGAAAUUAAUUCUAUACCAUGGUCUUUUCUUCGGUUCCUGUCUAUCUUGAUCCACCCAAUUGGAACCAGCACCAGCAGCAGCAACAGCAAGCUCACCAUGGCCAGCUUCCAAGUGGCGGCGGCAGCGGCGGCGGCGUCGAGGCCGGGCAUGCUCAUCAUCACCAGCAACACCAUCAGCUGCCGCCGGUGCCACCUCCAGGAGCUCUCAUGGCUCCUCGCCCUGACAUGGCGACGAUUGUAAUCGCUCCGAGUGGAGGCGGCGGCUGCGGCGCGGGUGGUGGUGGCCCGACUGGCGGCUCCUCGGUGCGCCCGGGCUCCAUGACGGAGCGGGCCAGGCUCGCCAAGAUCCCGCAGCCGGAGCCGGGGCUCAAGUGCCCGCGCUGCGAGUCCACCAACACCAAGUUCUGCUACUUCAACAACUACUCGCUCUCGCAGCCGCGCCACUUCUGCAAGGCGUGCCGCCGGUACUGGACGCGCGGCGGCGCGCUCCGGAACGUCCCCGUCGGCGGCGGCUGCCGCCGCAACAAGCGCUCCAAGUCAUCCAAGUCCAGCUCGUCGUCGGCCGCCUCUGCUUCCGCCACGGGCGGGACGUCGUCGUCGACCUCCUCCACCACCACCGGCGGCAGCAGCGCCGCCGCCGCCAUCAUGCCGCCUCAAGGGCAGCUGCCUUUCAUGGCCUCGUUGCACCACCAUCUCGGUGGAGAUCACUACAGCACCGGUGCAUCAAGGCUAGGGUUCCCCGGACUGAGCUCGCAGCUGGAUCCUGUGGACUACCAGCUCGGCGCCGGCACGGCCAUCGGGCUGGAGCAGUGGCGCCUGCCGCAGAUACAGCAGCAGUUCCACUUCCUAAGCCGCCCCGACGCCGUGCCGCCGCCAAUGUCCGGCAUUUACCCGUUCGACGUUGAGGGCCACGGGGACGCCACUGCCGGCGGCUUCGCCGGACAGAUGCUGGGCGGCUCGUCCAAGGUGCCCGGCUCAGCGGGGCUGAUCACGCAGCUGGCGUCGGUGAAGAUGGAGGACAACCCACCGUCCACGGCGAUGACAAGCUUAAGCUCGCCGAGGGAGUUCCUUGGCCUCCCUGGGAACCUCCAAUUCUGGGGUGGCGGCAACGGUGGUGCAAGUGGCAACAAUGGAGGCACGGCCAACGCCGGCGGCGGUGGCGCUAAUACCGCUCCGGGCAGCAGCUGGGUGGACCUGUCAGGAUUCAACUCGCCGUCGUCGGGGAACAUACUGUGAUGCAUGCGCCCUGCAUGCUGAUUGCUGCACAAAAGGUAGCCCUAUUUAUGCAAUGCAAUGCAAGCCCUGAAGCUUAAUUUUUAGUCAUGGCUUCUGAGAAAGUUGACAAAGGAUUAUAUAUAUAUAUAUAUAUAUAUAUAUAUAUAUAUAUA
Molecule: messenger RNA, 2098 nt
Organism: Panicum virgatum (switchgrass)
Lineage: Eukaryota; Viridiplantae; Streptophyta; Magnoliopsida; Poales; Poaceae
Product: dof zinc finger protein DOF2.4-like
Exons: 2
Coding region: 729-1946 (405 amino acids)
Biological process (GO): regulation of DNA-templated transcription
Molecular function (GO): DNA-binding transcription factor activity; DNA binding
Source: RefSeq, a predicted model, not a curated record